Messenger RNA from Mizuhopecten yessoensis (Yesso scallop), 810 nucleotides. RefSeq lists its product as uncharacterized. The transcript has 2 exons. NCBI's taxonomy places the organism in Eukaryota, Metazoa, Mollusca, Bivalvia, Pectinida, Pectinidae. The coding region runs from base 29 to 655 and encodes 208 amino acids. The record is from RefSeq and is a predicted model, not a curated record.
UAUACAUGGCUGGAAGGGAAUACUUGCUAUGAGCUACCCCUUACUUCAACAUAAGCACGACUCACGUGAUAAUGCAGCACAAAGACGAUGUGAGCGCCAUGCCACCGCGGGGACGUCUACGGUAAACCUUCCAAUAGAAACCACCUCAUCAACUCUGGAAACGGUGACUCCUCCUCCAGGGACGUCAGUAUCUGUUGCCAGAACAACAACAUCCCAGGAAUUGACGUCAACAUAUAAAGAGGUAACAAGAGUGGAAAUGAUAACAUCAUCAGUCGGAAUGACUGUCGGAGCUUUUGAGAAGAUAACAACAAGUCCCCUUCGGAAUUCGACAGUCUCAUCUAUCCAGACAUGUAGCUGUCUACAGCGCAACUGUUCCCUGAAUCCUAACGAGGGAGAAAUGAAACGAAUUAUCGAAGCACUUCGUACUGAACUUCUAAUUCAACGCGAGAAAACAAAUAGAUACAAGCGUUCAUUAACAUCCGCGUGGGAUGGCCGGACAUCGGCCAAGGUGUUGGGCUACGGGGCAAGCAUCAUCCUCGGGGCGGUUGGGAUCGGGAUUGUGAUACUGGACUUGAAUAAUCUCAUAGUAAUGGCGAAGCGAAUUCGACAUAAUCUGCGAUCAAAGUCAUGUCAUAACAAAAACGUUUGCAUAUAAUUUUGCAAGAGUGUCCAAUGACAAGAUAUUCUUACGGUGUCAUAGUAACAUGUACGAUGUACAGUUACCAACGGUGAAAGUAUGGACAACUUUCGUUUUUACAGCGUUUAGAUUUUAAUCCAAGGCUAACUAUGCGGGUUUUUUUUUUAUACUUU